Molecule: messenger RNA, 1111 nt
Organism: Balearica regulorum gibbericeps (East African grey crowned-crane)
Lineage: Eukaryota; Metazoa; Chordata; Aves; Gruiformes; Gruidae
Source: RefSeq, a predicted model, not a curated record
AUGUUUAUUGGAGGCCUCAGCUGGGACACCAGCAAGAAAGAUUUGACAGAGUAUCUCUCUCGGUUUGGUGAGGUUGUGGAUUGUACGAUUAAAACAGACCCAGUCACUGGGAGGUCAAGGGGGUUUGGGUUCGUGCUCUUCAAGGACGCUGCCAGUGUGGAGAAGGUGUUGGAACUCAAGGAACACAAACUGGAUGGGAAACUAAUAGAUCCUAAAAGGGCAAAAGCUCUAAAAGGGAAGGAGCCACCAAAAAAAGUGUUUGUUGGUGGGUUGAGUCCAGAUACAUCUGAAGAACAGAUUAAGGAGUACUUUGGCGCUUUUGGCGAGAUUGAAAACAUUGAGCUUCCCAUGGACACAAAGACAAAUGAAAGGAGGGGCUUCUGUUUUAUCACGUACACAGAUGAAGAGCCAGUAAAGAAGUUACUAGAAAGCAGAUACCAUCAAAUUGGUUCAGGCAAGUGUGAGAUCAAAGUAGCACAGCCCAAAGAGGUAUACAGGCAGCAGCAGCAGCAGCAGAAAGGAGGAAAAAGCAAUGCAGCUGGUGGACGAGGAGGUGGAAGGGGGCGUGGACGGGGUCAGGGACAAAACUGGAAUCAAGGAUUUAAUAACUACUAUGAUCAAGGAUAUGGAAACUAUAAUAGCGCUUAUAGUGAUCAAAGCUACAGUGGCUAUGGAGGAUAUGACUACUCUGGGUACAACUAUCCCAAUUACGGAUAUGGGCCGGGAUACACGGAUUACAGUGGUCAACAAAGCACAUAUGGAAAGGCUUCUCGUGGUGGCGGCAAUCACCAAAACAACUACCAGCCGUACUAAAGCAGUACCUAUACUUGAGGAAACAGGUAGAGAUACUGCAACAAAGCCAUCUUGCAGCGCAUCGUGAGUGAAUGGAGGGUGGUCUCCGUGAGAGGAAAUUACUAUUUUGUAAAAGACUUUUAGUGUACGACACAACUGUGUCCAACUGUACAUAGCAGCUGACUAGUUUUCUUUUAUGGUUUUUACUUUCUUUUUGCCAUUCAUGUUAUGACACAAUGUGGACUUGUGUUUAUACAAACUUUAUUUGUAUAAUUUCAUGUUAAAGGAUUCUCUAAUAAAUGCUUACUUAAGUGAACGU